GCAUGAUGACAGAAAUAUUACUUUUCUUGCAGGUCCAUGGAGGCGGAGGGUAUGACUCCGACUUCAGUGAUGACGAGGGCCAUGGGGAGACGUCUCAACGUGGAGUGAAAAGGUAAGGGCCUGAUGACCAUAUACCAAUCUAAGCUCAAAUCCAAACAAUUAGCCUACUUCAAGAUAAACACAGAUGAGUAAAAAAUUCUUUUAGUUUUGUCAUUAAUGUUGACUUGCAGGAAACGUGAGGAUGAUCUACUGCGGAAGCCCUUUCAGAAAGGAAGACACACAAAGGUGGCACAUAGGGAUGUUGCUACUCAUGAAUAUGACAGGUACAGUAAAAGGUCUCUUUCAUAAUGAAGCAUCGUUGCCUGACGUCAAUUAUGUUUUCUGUUGGUGACUGCAAGUGUUUUGUGUUCCCACGCAGGGAGGAAGCCAGAAACAGACGUCACCACCUGAUAUCAAUGAAUGCUGUAUCCUUCUAAAUUGACGAUAUAGAGGUUUCACAAGUAAGAAAACUAUAAAAGGUCCCCCGUUGCAAGUUAGAGUACAUUGUGAUUAAAUAUUCAUGUUUUGGAGUGUGUAGCUGGCAGAAUAGCAGCAAAGUUAUCCCUGAAUGUGCUUCACCUAGCAACAAUGUUCAAUAUAUGUUUUAAUUUUUAAUUGAUGCCACAUUAAUUCAGUUCCUUCUUUUUAUGCAUGAUUUUAUUGUAAUUGAUUCCCUAACAAUUUACCUUCAGUUUGAGAGACAUAAAAAGUUUGUCAGUGACUACAUAUUGUAUUAUGGAGGGAAGGUGGAGGAUCUCAGACGCUCCACGUAAGUUUUGCUUUUGUUUUUAAUGUUGCCUAAUAUGUGGAGUAGAGAUCUUCAUAAUGAUACAUCUCUGUGUGAUAUGAAAAAAAUACUGACACGUCAUUUUUCAUUGGAAACCUAAGGGCCAAUGAUAAAUCGGACCUGGACGUGGUGCGUGAAAACCAUCGCUUCCUGUGGCGGGAUGAGGAUGAAGAAGAAAUGACAUGGUAAGUACUGUUAAACAAAAUACUUUUAUUUGCCACUGUUUGAAAUAUUGGUCACCAAUAGCUGCUCUUUUAUUAUCAGGGAGAAAGAACUAGCAAAGAAGUACUAUGACAAGCUCUUCAAAGAAUACUGUAUCGCUGACCUAAGCAGAUAUAAAGAAAACAAGGUAUGUGCUAUUUUGAUAUUUAUGUUUAUGUAAGUGUGCAUACAUAGUAUUCUAUUAGUAUUAUGUGAUUAAUGAGGAUGACUUUUCCACCAGUUUGGGUUCCGAUGGCGCAUAGAAAAGGAAGUCGUCUCUGGCAAAGGUAGUCUUUAUUACAUUUUAAAUUCAGAGACAUGUAUACAUUAUAAAUGUAUACAUUGAUGAAAGUUCUGUUUCUGUUUACUCGUUUGUUGUUUAUUCAGUUAAUUGCUUAUUCAGUUCACCAUUAAAAUUCCAAUAUGCAGAGUCAGAGACAUACAUUUGUACCUAUCAACCAACAGCUCUAUUCAGAAGUAAUUCAGAGCUCUACCACCAGAUGGCAAUAAAGGUCAAGACAUGUUUACUUUGACUCAGCUUUCAGGGGUUGGCAACCCUGUUCUUGUAAUACCACAAGGUAGGCACAUAAGGUUUUUAGUUUACCUCUUUGGAUUUUGACUGGGGAGAGAAGGAGGGUGAAAUGUAGCCAACCACUAAGAUUAGUCAGUAAGCUUAGUUGGUGAGUUGAUUUGUAUGAGAAAAGAUACUAACUAGAUUAGCGAAGUCUCCACUCCCCUAAAUGGAAACUCUCAUUAUGUUGAAAAUAAUCACCAGAGAAAUGUCUUUCUCAAAACAAAUAGAUGUAUGUCUGCCAUUGAUGCUUUCAAAUAAAUCUCUGUCUUCCCUGGUACUCAGGAAGUAACUACACAAAUAGAGUAGCCAUUCAAUUAUCCACUUGUAAAUUAUUUUAAAAAGCUUUGUGGGUGAUAGAAAGUAUAAAUAGAAUAGGUUAUUGGGACAUGCUACGAGGUGAGAGCACUCAGACACUUGAAGUAAUGCAUUGAACAGAAUGAUCUAUUCUUGCCACUCUGAGAAAGCUGAAUAAGCCAAUAUGCUGUACCAGAUUAAGUCACUAGCUAAUCCUGCCCUUGUAUUUUGAUUUACUGCUGUUCUGUAGGCAGUGGCACAGGAUUAAAAGGCUGACUCAGAUCAUCAAAGUUCACAGCCGAUGCUCUGUACUAUCAUUCCCUCCAAUAGGAUACAAUGACCAAUCCAUGACCUCGAAUCAGAUCAUCUACAUGUGUAAGAGUACGUCAGAGGGCAGUCAUGUUCUCUCUCUGGCCAAUGGUAGUCAUACUCUAGUUUCAUGCUAUCCCUGUGUCACAGGUCAAGUUGCUUUGGGUUAGGUAAAGUAUUGAUCUAAUCAUGUGUAAUGAACGUUAGUUACCCGUUUUGGCCAGCAACAACACUUUCUUACUAUAUACAAGGUUUUAUAGCAAGCCUUUUACAGCUGUUGUUUUUCCAAAGGGGUCAUAAGCCUUUUUUCACCCUCUAUACAGCAUGGCAUUCAUUUGAUAAGAAAAGGACCAGAUGCUUUUGUUAGAAGGACCGGCUUUCCUUAGGCUUAUGUCUCGGUCUUCUCCUCUCUGGUGGCUGUUCUCGUGUCUGCCGCAGGAGCGCUAGGGCCCCUAACACUCUUACCGUCUGAGUCUUAGCGUACUGUUUACAUGCCAUCUGUCUUUCUAUAUCUUCUGAACCAAGCAUGUGGGCUUAGCUAAGACCACGUCUGUCCAUCCCCAUAUGGCAGUGGUGUGUCUGCCUAAUUUAGCAUGUGACAAUGUGUGCUCCUUGAAACCUAGUUGACACUUCAACAAUGUGGCAACGAUUCAACAAUGUGUAUCCUAACUCAACACUGUUGCCAACCAAGCUGGUGUUUGGAGAAUCCCCAGUCUGAAGUACGUAGGGCCUACGUCAUGAUGAGACAGGAGUGUAAACUGUAGAAUCUGUCGAGACUGAAUGGGAUAAUGAGCAGCAGUAGUUCCGGUCUCUGGGUUUUCGUCUCUGGUUAUUUGGCUGUGUCAGGAUUGGGUUUGGCUGAGAGUUUCCUUUUUGCAAGGGCGGAGACUUCGCAAACCAGAACUCUCCAUUUCUAACAUGUAUAGACCCAGAACUUAAUCAGGCAACUGACCAAAUUACGCAAGAUUUUAGUUCUGGGAUAGCCGAGAUUAGUACACAUGUAAAGAUGUAUUGACCAAGCAAGGUCUGUAGUUAACCUUUCGACAUGUCUGUCUGCAAUCAAUUUGUAAUUCCAUGAGUUGGAUACUUUCUGUUCAAAGGUCACAGACAUGUAAACAGUAAAUGUAGUCAAAUAUUCUAAUCAGUUUGUUAUUUUGCUCACUUUGAAACAAUAGAUAUCUUUCAACAUUGUAACGUAGACGCAGGGAGUCAGGAAGCAGGUGCAGAUGGUGAGUUUAAUAAUAACGAACAUGGAGAGUACAAAACGAGAGAAGCGUCUGGACAUGAAAACUGAACCAAUACUGCCCGAAGAGCGAUGCUAGGGGGUGCUAGAUAAAGGGGAAGUAAUCAGGGUAGUGAUGAAGUCCAGGUGUGCCUCACGAGGUGCAGGUGUGCGUAAUGAGGGUUGCCAGGUGAGCGUCAUGAUGGGUUGCCAGGACCGGUGGUUAGUAAACCGUCGAGCGCCGGAGCGGGGGAGCGGGAGUAGACGUGACAAAUAUGCUUUUUCUUAUCGGGCAGACCCCCAAUUCUGAGCGUUAGGCCACUUAAUCAUGGUUGCCUCAAGUUCAACAUAGCAUCAGCAUUGGCUUUUAUAAACAAUAUUUGUGAAAUUAUUUAUGACAUAAUCAUAAUUUAUCUCUAUUAUGGCGAGAAUAGCUCUCAAACUCUAGGUGGCAUUCUGCCUUCUCCCUACCGUUUUCAGUGGGUAGCUUCGCCCACGACUCUAUGCUGUAGCCAGCCUUUCACAUUUUGAAAGGUUUUAGACUAUGCUGCAGUCCACCUUUUCGGAGAGGAAAAUAACUAUUCUGUGAUCACAAAAAAUAGCUUGCCUAGGUCCAUGUAACCAUCAACAUCUGAUGCCGUGAGUGCACCCUGCUGGUCAAAGGCGAGCGAUUAACUCUUUAUGUUAAUCACUCAUGUGAACUACAAUUCAGAAGCUGUGUUUUAACGUUUAGAAACGUCAGUAAUCAUUGCUUACGAUACGGCUUUCGAAACAUAUGGCCCUUAUCUUUCAUCAGCGAGAAAGAAUCCUUCAAAUAAAAAAGAUACACUUACUGAAGCAGUUUUGCACAGAUCAUACAGCUAUGGUUGCCUCCAUCCGACAAAACUACACUUCCUCUACAACUCCCGAGUUACGCUUAGACACAGGGGUUUGGCGCAUGCUAGAUGGCUAAUUAGCACAGGUGGUUGCCUCUGUCUUCUGUCUGUGUUCCGUAAACAAGCCCUGUAACGUGGAGAUAGGGUCGUGUGGGAACACUAACCCUAACCCUAUAAAGGUGUGUAUCAAUUUCACUUUUUGUUUUUUGAAAAUGAUUUCUCACUGUGAUGAAAGAUAAGGUCCUUAUGCUUCCAAAACCGUACCGUAAGCGAUGCGUGUUAAUGUUCAUACAGAGCGUCGAGGCUCUUAACAAAACUCCCCCGUACAGAAGACGCCUUCGUCCAAUGAUUCUUAUGUGUAAUGUAAUGGAACUGAGAGUCAUGAUCAAGGGCUAGUUUUGGAACAGUUGUUGGUGAAACUUUACAGCAUGUUUUGGAAAGUCAAACAGCAAAGAAGCCAGCUACAGUUUGUCCAAACUGGAAGGACACAGAGACCCAAGCCAUGGAUCCAUUCCAGUGAAGUCAUACACUGUAUGUCUAAGAAGGGACCUCUCCCUAGAGAGUAACUCACUUUUCAUUGCUUAACAUGCUUUAUAAUCACAGCUACCAGUCGUUCCACGAAAGUAGUGUAUUUUGGGUAGUGUAAAGAAAGAAGAAAAAUUUACGUUUAUUUCACCUAAUUAUAAUAUUAUGUCAUAAAGAGCACAUGUUCCACUUCAUAGAAAACAUGUUUUCUUAUCUCAAAAGGUCAAAAUAAGAACAAUGCCAAUUAAAGUAACAGGAAAAGUGGCAAUUAAAGAUUCAGGGUCGACUGUAACAGGGUUGAUGAUUUUAUCUUAAGGGGAAAUGGAAGCAUGUUGUGUGCAACAGGGAGGGGCAAUUGAAAGCAAGCUUAAUAAAACAAAACAAACAUUCUAGUCCAUCUAUUUAUGGGUAACAGGGUUGAAGUGUAAUGUUCAACACUCAGUUUUCUACCACAAAACACCAGAAAAUGACCAAAAAUAUUAGAAAGCUCACCUGCUUUUACACUGUGAUUUGAAUAUUAGAUGUUCAAUGUUUUUGCUAUUAAAACGAGAGUUCAGUUCACGUAACAGGGUUGACCUUAAAAUGUGGGACAAACGUAAAUGAAUCACUGAUCAUAUGAAAUAAAUAUUAAUCUUCAGAAAUGACUUAGUCAAAGCAACGACAUAGGGCAAAACUAGGGCUUUACAAUGAUGGUGAAAACUUGGAGAAAUGAUGGGGUUAAGUGGGUUAAAAUCUUCCUAGAAGUAAAAAAAAACAUGACGUGGAACAUUUCAAAAUGCAGAUUUCUUGACACUUCAGUAAGUCUGUGUUCAUAUAAAAAAUGUGAUGUAUUAAAUGUUCCAUGUGGUUUGUAUAAAAGGUCACUUCAUUUAAUAUAACAGGAUUUUAAAAGUCAAUAUUAGUGCACAACACUUAAAAUAUCAAAGGGACGCUGUUCUUGGAACGACUCGCCAACAUCCGAGAGAAUGGAGCCCUGUCUGGCAGAUAAGGGGUUAAUUAGCCUGCACGUGCAGCUCAUGGCAUGUAGCCAGCUCCAGCGGCCUAAAGUCACAUUGACACUGUCUCUCUAGAAGGGGCCUCUAACUCUAGUUGCUUAUGCUUUUCCAUUGGUGAGUAUAAUCACAGCUGUCAGCAUCAGAGAGAAUGGGCUCUCUUCUGGCAGAUAAGGUGGUAAUUAGCCUGCAUGUGAAGAAGGCAGCUCAUGACAUGUUGCCAGCUCCAGCAGCCUGGGGUCAGGUGAGGCCCAAGGACUCCUAAACAGCAGGAUGACAAGGAAAAAGGGCAGACCAGGCAGUACUGACUGCUCAUGGCACACUUUUCCUCCUGGGCAAUCUGGAGGAUCCAUCAUUAAGCCUGCUAAAGAUAAACCCAAGCUGUUGAUGGUCAGUCGGGGUUAAGGCAUGGCCACUGGCCAGCCCUCCUGCUUCAUGCUUCCUGCUGCAGGGGGAGAGGAGUACAAGGAGCCCUGAUGGUGUAAAAUAAGAUUAGACCGCAGCAGUAGGAACGUCGGCAGGUCAACCACAAGCCUUGACUGUUGGUAGGAAGAGAGGUCUUAUUCAUACCGCUUGACUUAUUACACAUUUUCUUGUGUUACAGCCCAACUACACACAAUACCGCAUAAGUGAAAACAUGUUUUUAGAAAUCUUUGAAAAUGAAAUAGAUAUAUCUAAUUGACAUAAGCAUGAACCAGGUUUUCCUCUAGGAUUUUGCAUGUGCUUAGCUCCAUUCAGUUAAUUUUUUAUCCUGAAAAACACCCCAGUCCUUAACGAUUACAAGCAUACCCAUAACAUGAUGCAGCCACCACUAUGCUUGAAAAUAUGUAGAGAGGCACUCAGUAAUGUGUUGUAUUGGAUUUGCCCCAAACAACAGAAAGUUAAUUGCUUUGCCACAUUCUUUGCAGUAUUUCUUUAGUGCUUUGUUGCAAACAGGAUGCAUGUUUUGGAAUAUUUUUUAUUCUGUACAGGCUUCCUUCUUUUCACUCUGUCAAUUAUGUUAGUAUUGUGGAGUUACUACAAUGUCCUAUCACAGCCAUUAAACUCUGUAACUGUUUUAAAGUCACCAUUGGCCUCAUGGUGAAACCCCUGAGCGGUUUUUUUCCUCUCCGGCAACUGAGUUAGGAAGGACGCCUGUAUCUUUGUAGUGACUGGGUGUAUUGAUACACCAUCCAAAGUGUAAUUAAUAACUUCACCAUGCUCAAAGGGAUAUUCAAUGUCUGAUUUUUCCAAUAGGUGCCUUUCUUUGUGAGGGAUUGGAAAACCUCCCUGGUGUUUGUGGUUGAAUCUGUGUUUGAUAUUCCCUGCUCGACUGAGGGACCUUACAGAUAAUUGUAUGUUGGGGUACAGAGAUGAGGUAGUCAUUCAAAAAUCAUGUUAAACGCUAUUAUUGAACAGAGUCCGUGCAAUUUAUUACGUGACUUGUUAAGCACAUUUUUACUCCUAAACUUAUAUAGGAUUGCCAUAACAAAGGGGUUGAAUACGUAUUGACUCAAUACAUUUCAGCUUUUAAUUUGUUAUUCAUUUGUAAAAAUCUCAACAAACAUAAUUCCACUUUGACAUUUUGGGGUAUUGUGUGUAGGCCAGUGACAAAAAAACUAAACACAGCAAAAUGUGGGGAAAAGUCAAGGGGUGUGAAUACUUUCUGAAGGCACUGUAGAGAUACAGCCAUGUUUAUGCACCUUUCCUCCAAUUGAGAGCUAAUUUGGCUUGAUUAGUAGUGACCUAUGUGAUAAUGAACUGCACAGGUGAACACACCCUUGUUGAGCUUUACAUUGGCAUUUCUCGCAUUGUUUUCAGACUAUCCUAUGUGCAUAAUGUGCCUUAAAAUAGGUAUAAUACUAGGUGACUUCAUAUACUUGAAAAUAUUUUCCCCCCAGUCUGUUCUCUUCAAUGAAACCUGCCCAGAUGCAGGUUUCUGAGGGUUUGCAAAAACCUGCAGAAUGCAGGUAGUCAUGAGAGUACAUUGAGUAAUAAUCUGUAUAGUGUAAAAACAUUGUCUCUCUAUUGCUCUACUCUGUGUGGUAUGGAAAUGCAGUUGAAUCCUGUUUCUAUUGUAUUGACACUGUAGGCCAGUUUCUGUGUGGGAACAAGCGCUGUGAGAAGGAGGAUGGCCUGAAGAGCUGGGAGGUGAACUUUGCCUAUGUGGAGCAGGGAGAGAAGAGAAACGCACUGGUCAAACUCAGUAAGAGCUCUGUUGUUUACUGGCCAUCUAAGCUAGGGCUGGGACUUUAAUCCUCGCUCCAGUAUUAUGGUGAAGCAAAUCACAUUCGGAAAGCCAGAAGAAUAACUCCCUUCUCUCAUUGUGAACCCUGAGGAAACACCGACAUGCGAAAUAAACAUAGUUUACUUAAAAGCAAAAGUAAAUGUAGCGAUAUCAAGCAGUCUGUCACAAUUAAAUUUCCUAGAUCAUAUCCUCUAUUCCAAUUGUUUGCCAUACUAACAGAGAUGGUAUUUUCUAGGACUCUGCCCCGAGUGCUCCUUCAAACUCAACUAUCAUCACAAGUAAGUUGAAUCUCUAAUUGUUCCUUGUCAGUUUAUCGUCAUCAUCUAUUGAACACAUGGGGUUUCUGGCCCCUUUUUGCACUGUCAAAAUGUCACAGUUAAUGUUUGACAAUUGGCAGAAUUUAAACAAAUGACUUUUUUCAGGAGAAAGGAGGUGAUCGCCAAGAGAAAAAUACCAAAGUCGUCUGAGGAAAAUCAAGUUGAGCCACAGUCAAAAAGAUCCAGGAAAGGCUCCAAGAAACACAAAAGCAAAAACAAACAUAAAAGGAGGCACAAAGGCAAGACUCCACCGUUUCAUAUCUUUGUACAACUAUGGCUAUAGGUAGACAAAAAUAACAGGCCAUGGUGAUAAAAUUAAAAGUGCUGAAGGUGUUUGUACUAAUGUCUUGAUGGUGUAAUAAUACACAAUUUUAGAAACAUUAGCAUUUGCCGACUCACACCCCAUGAAAAACUUGCACUGAGUAUACCAAACAUUAGGAACACCUUCCUAAUAUUAAGUUUGCCCUUAGAACAGCCUCAAUUCGUCGGGGCAUGGACUCUACAAGGUGUCGAAAGCGUUCCACAGGUAUGCUGGCCCAUGUUGACUCCAAUGCUUCCCACAGUUGUCAAGUUGGCUGGAUUACUUUUGGGUGAUGGACCAUUCUUGAUACACAUGGGAAACUGUUGAGCGUGAAAAACACAGCAACUUUGCAGUUCUUGGCACAAACCGGUGUGCCUGGCACCUACUACCAUAGCCCGUUCAAAGGCACUUAAGUAUUUUGUCUUGCCCGUUCACCCUCAGAAUGGCCCCCAUAUACACAAUCCAUGUCACAUCUGUCUCAAGGCUUAAAAAUCCUUGUUUAACCUGUCUCCUCCCCUUUAUCUACACUGAUUGAAGUGGAUUUAGCAAGUGACAUCAAUAUGGGAUCAUAGCUUUCACCUGGAUUCACCUGGUCAGUUUAUAUGUCAUGGAAAGAGCAGGUGUUAUUGUUUUGUACACUCUGUGUAUAGGCCUACUACGGUGUUGAGAUAUUAGGGCAAUUCCACGGAAACAGUGACACUGAGACUCAGAUUUUUCACUUUAAAAUGUAUGUCAAACAAAAACCAAUGAUUGCAAAGUUAAACAAACCAUACAACUUUAUGCACAAGGGCUACUUUCAUCUGCACUGUUCUUAAAGUAAAUUUGUUUUUGUAAAGUUUUCAGUGGAAAUUGUUAAAAGUAGUCCUUAUGAAUAGAGUUGUAUGGUUUGUUUAACUUUGCAAUCAUUGGUUUUUGUUUGACAUUUUAAAGUGAAAAAUCUGACUCUGUCACUCUUACUGUGGAAUUGCCCAUUACAUAAUAGCUGACUGAAAAAAAAAAAUCGCAACACUUUCUGCUUCUUAAUGACCCUUCAACGGUCAUGUUGCUUUUUGUUGUUGCCAAUGUCAGCUGCACAUAGUUGGCUGUCCAAGUUAAACUGACUGAUCCCUUCCUGUGUUCCCCCUGCAGACCGCUCCUCCCCCAGUAACUCUGAGGACGACUCCCAGGAUUCAGACAAAGGUACCGUUCAUUCUCACUCUCCACCUCCCUACCAAGUCAAGCAGUCUAUUAUUUCGGGGGCAGGCAGACCGGACUGGCCCUAGUGUCCACAUCCAUUACAGGUGCCUUUAAAUACCUUUUAAAAUGUGUGCAAGCUUGGCCCUAAAGCCUCAGGGGAGUAAUCUCUGCAGAAAGUCAGACAAUGGUCAUGCUUUCAUUGCGGCUUCAAUCUGUUCACGCUGUCAGCUGCACUUGAAGUUUGGGCCUGCUUACCCUUGGUUGUCGGUUUAACAUAAAUAAAAGCAGUCAUUGCACACGAAGGCCAAACUCCAAGGCGCAGACCAAGGGCCAUACUCUUAUAAGUUUAAGUCGGACAUGACUCUUCUGACCCUCUUCAAACCUUAAGCGCUGUACCUAUUUUCUAUGUGCUGCAGCAAUCCCUCAGUUGAAGCUUAUGUGUUUGUUUAUGAAAGCAUUAUGAUUGAAUGUAAUGCAUGAAAAUCUCUCCAUGAAUAACAUUUUUCUGAUUUAUAUUGUCUCCUUCCUGCCCUGUAGCAGAGGGAGAACACAGUGAGGAGCCAGAUGGCCUGUCGGAGGCAGACCACUGGAAAGGCCCAGCCCCCACCAUGGAGGAGAAGUCCAGGUGAGCUUAGCACUCCCACAUUAGCUCAUCCUUACAAUGUCCUGUUAGGCCUUUGGCCACUAAUACCAGCCAUUUAAACUUUGAUCGGACUAUUUUCUGUCUUCCAGGGAGGAGGAGUUUGACAAGUACUUUGAGGACAUGUUUCUUUGACCACCCUGGCCUUGGGUUUCUGCCAGCAAGAGUCUACGUGUUCGGACAUUGAUGUAAUUGAUUUGGGAUUAGACGUUGUCCUCGUUGAAUAUUUGAGUUUAUCUGAAGCUAAAUAAAAUCGCUAUUUUUUAAAACCGGAGCUUAAUUUCAUUAGAACUGAAAUAGACUACAAUAUGCUUAAAGUGCCAUGUAAAACCACUAAGAACUCCCAAGAAAGAUCCAUCUCCGAAGAAAACUAGAGGAAGGAAAACAUUAAACCAUGGUAGUAGAGAGAGACCAAAUAAAAGCCAAGGCAUUGGAAAGUGCAUGUAUUAACACAUCAUUAAAGUUCCUCCUGUAGGGUUAUAGUUAACCAAUGUUCUGUCUAUAGGGUUAUAGAUGUCCAAACCAUAUGAACCAAUGUUACAGAGUUCCUCAGAUGCUGUAACACUAGGAUUAGGAAGCUGUGAAUUAUGACCAAAGUGGCUCGGUGUGCUCUUUUCGCCAGGAAAUUCAGUUGUGUGUCGCUUGCCCAGGGAUUAGACACAUUGGCUUGAAUCUUCAGUAAUUACUCUCUCUUCUUUCUGAAGGAGUCCACAGGUACACUGAGUUAACGCAUGAUAACCGUCCUUGCAGGUAAAGAGGAAGUCAAUCAUAGUACCUAUUCUACUAUAUUCUACUCAAUGUUUCUCUGUGCCAAUAAAUAUGCCCUACUACCCAAUUAAAGAGUUUGGAUCUCAUAUCACAAUACUGUAGGCCUAUGUUGCCACAGGUCACAGACAUAAGAUUGCAUUGGCUUUAUAAUAUUUUGCUUUUUGAAUUGUCCUUGAUUGAAAAAUAUACACGGUCUUACCCAUCUGUCAUAUAGUAAAUGCAGUAUACUGUAAAAACGUGC
Messenger RNA from Coregonus sp. 'balchen', 11488 nucleotides. NCBI's taxonomy places the organism in Eukaryota, Metazoa, Chordata, Actinopteri, Salmoniformes, Salmonidae. The record is from the annotation of a GenBank genome assembly.